UCCAGCCCCUCCCUCCUCCUCCCCCCUCGCUCCUCCUCCAUCUCGUCUCUCUGCUCUCUCCUCUCUGCAGGAUGGACGUGGUGAAUCAGUUGGUGGCCCAGGGUCAGUUCAGGGUGCUGAAGGUUCCUCUGGGCUUCAUUAAGGCCUUACAAUGGUUUUUCGCCAUCUUUGCCUUCUCCACCUGUGGCAGUUAUUCUGGGAUGUUCCAGAUGGCGGUGGAGUGUAAGAACCGGACAGACAGCGACCUGAGUAUAGAGGUCGAGUUUGAGUAUCCAUUCAGACUCCACCAGGUGUAUUUCGACGCCCCCACCUGUAAGUUCGGGGACACAGAGCGCCUCUUUCUUGUUGGCGACUAUUCCUCCUCGGCCGAGUUCUUCGUCACCAUUGGCGUCUUUGCCUUCCUCUACGCCACGGCGGCUCUCAGCAUCUACGUCUUCUUUUUCGAGAAGUACAAGGAGAACAACAAGGGUCCGCUGAUCGACCUGGGUGUGACCGCAGUAUUUGCCUUCAUGUGGCUCGUGAGUUCGGCGGCCUGGGCUAAAGGUCUGUCUGACGUGAAGACGGCGACUGACCCGAACAAAGUGAUCACGCUGAUCGCUGCCUGCGACGCUGAGGGGAACCAGUGCCGUGAAGUCCACGACCCGGUCAUGUCUGGACUCAACACCUCCGUGGCUUUUGGAUUCAUUAACCUGAUCCUGUGGGUGGGGAACCUCUGGUUCGUCUUUAAGGAGACGGGCAUCAUCGCUCCCUUCAUGCGACCUCCACCUCCGCAGGAGAAACCUGCUGCACCUGAAGCUUACGGCCAGCCGGGGGCGUACGAACAAGACCCGUACGCCAGCAACCAGGGGGGGUACCAACCCGAGUACAGCCAGCAGGGAUACAACCAGCAGGAUCCAGAGUUUGGGCAGGGCUACGGCCAGCAGGGGGCGCCCACCUCCUUCUCUAAUCAGAUGUGAGCGGACAGGAAGCAG
Messenger RNA from Cottoperca gobio, 971 nucleotides. RefSeq names its product synaptophysin-like. The record is from RefSeq and is a predicted model, not a curated record. The coding region runs from base 72 to 956 and encodes 294 amino acids. The transcript is spliced from 7 exons. Lineage: Eukaryota; Metazoa; Chordata; Actinopteri; Perciformes; Bovichtidae. Gene Ontology annotation, cellular component: presynaptic active zone; synaptic vesicle; synaptic vesicle membrane.